AACCCGAGCCCGGCAUGGCGGAGCAGCGCCUUCCGGUGCCCCGGCUUCGGGGCGUCUCGCGGGAGCAGUUCGUGGAGCAUCUCUACCCGCAGAGAAAGCCUCUUGUGUUGGAAGGACUGGACUUGGGAUCUUGUACAAGCAAAUGGACAGUGGAUUACCUGAGCCAAGCUGGGGGGACGAAAGAAGUGAAGGUUCACGUUGCUGCGGUCGCACAGAUGGACUUCAAAACAUUACCAUUUAACAAGCUGGUCCAGAGAGCAGCCGAAGAAACGCAUAAAGAAUUCUUUAUUUCAGAGGAUGAGAAAUACUACUUACGGUCACUUGGAGAAGACCCGAGGAAGGAUGUUGCAGAUAUCAGACAGCAGUUUCCAUCAUUAGGAGGAGAUAUUAAGUUUCCAAUAUUCUUUGAAGAGGAGCAGUUCUUUUCCAGUGUUUUUCGAAUUAGUUCACCUGGAUUGCAACUCUGGACUCACUAUGAUGUAAUGGAUAACUUUUUAAUACAAGUAACAGGAAAGAAGCGAGUUACACUGUUCAGUCCUCGAGAUGCACACUAUUUGUAUUUAUCAGGUUCUAAAUCAGAAGUGCUGAAUAUUGACAGUCCAGACCUGGAUAAAUACCCACUCUUUGCUAAGGCGAGGAGGUAUGAGUGUUUCCUUGAGGCUGGUGAUGCUCUGUUCAUU
Messenger RNA from Peromyscus maniculatus bairdii (prairie deer mouse), 680 nucleotides. The record is from RefSeq and is a predicted model, not a curated record. NCBI's taxonomy places the organism in Eukaryota, Metazoa, Chordata, Mammalia, Rodentia, Cricetidae.